Molecule: messenger RNA, 4303 nt
Organism: Symsagittifera roscoffensis
Lineage: Eukaryota; Metazoa; Xenacoelomorpha; Acoela; Convolutidae
Exons: 13
Coding region: 43-3669 (1208 amino acids)
Biological process (GO): protein deubiquitination
Molecular function (GO): cysteine-type deubiquitinase activity
Source: RefSeq, a predicted model, not a curated record
GUGUAUUGUAUGGAAUAAUGAGUGACAGGUGUGUGGAGUGAUAUGGACUACGAAGGCAAUUGGACCAGUGGUGAAGUGGAAAUGUGCAAUCCGGCAGACAUAGUAGCAGACAAGAGCAGCAGUGGCCACAGCAGCCUCAGCUUCUCAACCAGCGACUCCGCUCCCUCCUCCUCCCACUCGCCACAAUUGAAUGUGAGUGACAGAGUUGGAACUAGUGUAACCACCUCCGCCCCUCCUCCUCUGCGCCAAUGUCAGUCGGAGGAGGAGUGGAGAAAGGAAGGAGAGGACAGAGAGGGAGGAGAGCAUCAAGAUGUGCAGCAUGAGCAGGAGCAGACUAGCAUGGAGAGGGAAUCAGACAUGGCUGGUGCGGGCUCAUCUUCAGCAGCCGCCGCAUCAAUCGCCAGACCCCUGUUCGGUCCAGUGCAGCAACCUAAACAACAUGCUAUCAUUUCAAAAGAGCCCUUGGAGCAGGGAGUUUGUGGUCUGCAGAACUUGGGCAACACCUGUUUCAUGAAUGCAGGCCUCCAGUGUCUCAUCAACAUGCCUGCCAUCUGUCAGCAUUUCCUCAAAACAACCUCCUCAUCAUCCUCCUCUUAUUCAGAUGUGAAAGAGGAGUCAAAUUUAUCGACGCCAUUCAGGAAUCUUCUUUUGGAGGUGUGGGGAAACAAGAGGGCGGACUUCAGACCCGAGACGUUCAAGAGCUCCUUGGCUACCAGAUUUUCACAGUUUGAAGGAUAUCGACAGCAUGAUUGUCAAGAGUUCUUGGCUUUGCUGUUGAGCAGUCUGCACGAUGAGCUCAAAUUGCAGAAAAGGCCAGGUAAUACUCAAGAGAGUAGUCGAUUGGGCAGCCAAAGUACAGCUGAAGGAGGAGGAGGAGGAGGUAUGAACAACACUGCAGUAAGUAAUAUGGAGGAGGACCUGGAUGAAGACGAACUGAGGAAGAUAGAGCACAAGAACCAGGAUGAGGUAGUGUGCACUCACAAUACACAAUCAGCAGUGUCUCAGGCUCCCAAUAGUAGUCAGCAGAUGGCCAUGGACUUUGAGAACCAGCCCGACCCUGCGGUGAGCAAGAAGCUGAAUGGCGGGGUGGGGGCCGGUGAUGGAGACAUGGGGGAGGAGUGGGGGAUUGGAGGUGCUGUGGCCUCCCAGGUACACGAGAGAACUAGACAGAUCUCACCUUCUAAUGUGAUGAAAAAGAUGAAACUGGACUCGAAUGAAAUGAUUGACGGGGAAUCCGACCAUGUCUCAUCGGACAAUGAGAGUGAUCUGGAUGGAUUCACCGCAACACACAAACUCACUCAGAAAGGAGCUGAAACCAAAUUGGAAGAGGAUGAUAGUGUGAAGAAAAAGAAAGGUGAUCAGAAGCUAUCUUUGAGCAGCAAGUCGAAAGGAGGCAAAAGUGUGGAAAGCGUAAUCGCACAAACUUUUCAGGGACAGUUCAAAAAUACGGUGUGCUGUGCUGAAUGCAAUGAAGUGUCCACUAGCUAUGAACCCUUCAUGUAUGUCCCAGUUCCAUUGCCAGGGGCUUUGGACAAGGCUUUCCAAGUGGUGCUGAUUCCCAGAGACGCCAACAUGAGCAAAGUGAAGUUGAUAGUGCGUGGAGUGAACAAACAUGGCACAGUUUAUGACCUGAAAACGAAGUUGUUCCAAAACUUGAAGAGUAGGAAGGACUUCUCUCUCGAUUCAGAUGUUCUUUUGGCAGUUGGGUCUACCGUUCAGGACUGCAAGUGUGGAUCUGUGGACAGAUUCUUGGAGGAUGCGAAUAAACUCUUUCAUCUGCCGGAGAGUGGGAAAGGAAGUGGAGGUGCAAAUAGCAAGAAUGUUUGCUUCUUUGCCUUCUGUGUACCCGAGUCAGCGGCCACUGCUUCGACUACUGGUACUGUUGAAUCAGUUUCGGAUUCUACUACCUCGUCAGCUGCAACGGGUGAUGUAGAGAGGGGUCAGGAGGAAGGUGGACAUAGGUGGGAGGAGAACACGGAAGAAGAGGAGCACGGGGAGAGGGAACCCGACUCAGAGAGGGAAAGGGAGGGAGGAAGUUGGGAGCAGCCGUCAAAUCAGAAUCAAUCUGCCUCUCAACCCCAUUCUGCAAUGGAAGUGACCAAGUGGAAACAGUGCUGCAUCUGUUUGGAUGAGAGAUUCGAGGAUGAUCUGCGCAUGCACAAGAGCUGUGGAGCAUGUCUGUGCGAAACAUGCUUCUCCAGUCUGAAAGAGAACCAGAUGCAGUCGCCAGAACAGACUGUUGCCGCGGCUGCUCUGGCCACUUUAGGCCACGGUGGUGGCGAUGACUUCGACAUCAUGGGUGCACUCGCUAUGGAGCAGAUCAACUCCCUUGAAGCAGCUGCAAACAAUCAGCCCAGCAGUUCCAGCCAGGAGCAAGAGAAGGAUAAGAAGGUGCUGGUGAAGUGUCCAAUGUGCAAUGUCAUGGAAGACGAAGAUCUGGAGUUUCCCUUUUUGGGAAAUGGGAAACAGACGAAAGUCGAAGACAGCGGCACAGAAUCCCAAACAGGGACAGUUGGCGGAGCAUCCACUUCAGCAGGAGGAGGGGGCAGAGGAAGUAGACGCAUGUUGUUGAGUGUGUGCUACAGAGUGUACAGCUGGGAGAAUGGGCGGAUGGAGAAAGUGGACUUGCCCCGGAUGGUUGUUCUGUCGGAUUUGGUAUCCAGACAGCAUUUGAUUGAAUGUGUGAGGGAUAAUUGUGUGCCAGCGUCGCUCUCGGACUUCGCCUACUCGGUGCAUCGCACGGAGAAUACAGGCCUCAAGUGUCCCAGGUGCUACAAAACUGCCACUGCAGACAACUCGGCCUGUGAUUGUUCUAUUCUAGCUAAGAGUGAACAGUUAGCGUCAGACCCGCUUUCGAACGACUUCGUCGAGUUCAUUCCAGGAGAUUCGCUAUGCAUCCAGUUUGACGGGGUGUCAUUUGACGAUGUUGCGCCUCUCUUUCCCCCAGUAGAACAGUGGAAUGAGAGCGAAGGAGGAAUUGGUGCGAGUAGAACUGAGGACGGAGUACUCAGUCUGGAGUACUGUCUGGAUGCCUUCACUGGACCGGAGACACUAGAAGAGUGCGAGGAGUGGUGGUGUGGGAAAUGCAAGGCAGUGAGGAAGGCCACUCGCCAGAUGGCUCUGUGGGAGUUACCAGAGACAUUGGUGAUCUAUUUGAAAAGAUUCCACUUCCACAGUGCCACCAUGACCAGCUACAAACUGGACAACCCUGUCUCCUGUCCCACCAGUCUCCAGCUGCCUCACCAGAACAAAACGAGCACUGUCGAAUACAGGCUGCAGAGUUGUGUCUACCAUGUCGGACAAACAGUGAAUUCGGGCCACUACACGGCCUAUGCGCGCAAUGCGUUGAGUGGUCAAUGGUACCAUUUCAACGACGAGUCAGUGCGACUGGUGGAGCAGCCGGAGCCACAGUUCGAGAGAAGCAAAGACAUCUACAUUCUGUUCUAUCAGAGGAGUGACUGCUCAUACCACAUCAGUCUGCCUCCUAUCACUAACCAGGUCUCCAAUGCCCUUACCAGCAGACCACAGUCUGACCCAGUGCCGAAUAACAGCGAAGGGGAUACCCUCGGCAACCACUCAACAUCUGAGCAGCAGCAGAAUAAGGAGAAAGCGAUGCAGCUGCAAGUGGCACUCAUCCCAAAAUCAGUUGCUUCCUUGUCUGAACAGUGAGACUAGCUACACUAACCAGCAAUAGUUUAGAAACCUGUGACGAUGUCAACCCACUCCACUCAGAUGGCAAGCUAGCUAGCUGGCCACUUUUUGACACUAUACUUAAUUGAUUGAGCGUAUAGAUUUGCGUAGUUGAUAGAAGAGCUAGAGCUUAAAUACAAAAAUGCGAAACACACAUGGAAUCUGCAUCUAGUCAUAUGCAAAAAAAACUACGGGAGUUAUAGAAGUAAAGCAAGACUGCUCAUAUAUCAGGGCGAAGCCCUGAAUUUUCCGAUUGCAUUUUAAGGUCAUUUUAAUAAUUUUUUUUGGUUGAAAAUUUGACUAAGUUAGUAAUUUUCAAAGCCUAAUAACAUUUUCUUCGAAAGUCGGAACAAUUACCGGUUUGCAAAUGAGUAUGGUUUUUUGCUGUUUUCCAGUUGUGUGUUUUGUGCGCAACAAGCAUCUGAGGAGUCGCGUUCUAAUCUAAUAUAUAUAUAUAUCUAGUUUUCCUGUUCACUACAUCAAUGCUAUAUUUCUCUAAUUUGUGCUGUGCUCAUACACUUUGUUUGUAAAAAUUUAUUUAAGCUAUUUCAAUGACAGCUUAUAUGGCCAUAUUAUUUUUGACCCUCGGAAGACCGAAUUCAAGUUUUAAUUA